Molecule: messenger RNA, 3301 nt
Organism: Bactrocera neohumeralis
Lineage: Eukaryota; Metazoa; Arthropoda; Insecta; Diptera; Tephritidae
Gene: Sas-4
Product: centromere protein J
Exons: 2
Coding region: 107-3223 (1038 amino acids)
Biological process (GO): cilium assembly; centriole elongation
Cellular component (GO): centriole; centrosome; nucleus
Molecular function (GO): tubulin binding
Source: RefSeq, a predicted model, not a curated record
CUCGUUAGGUUGCCUAUACUGAAAUAAAUAACAUUUUCAAUUUAAAAUAUACGAGUGUGGAUAAUUCAAUUUAUUUUGAUAAAACUGUUAACCAUCAGCAAAUUUUAUGUUGAAAAUGCUGCAAACCAAUUGCAAAAACAACAUGCUGGACUCACAAGUGAAUAUAGUAAAGCGUUUGGAAAAGUUAAGCAAAUGGCAGGAAGAACAGAAACGUCUGUUGGACGACCGCCAGAAUAUGCAGCGAAAAAUGCUGGGUUUAGAGCACCAGGAUAUAUAUGAGAAAAUGGGAUUCCUACAUGGAAAUGACAUAAUUCAGAAUAUAGACAAAGGCGGUGGUGACACAUCAGGGGAUCAGUUAAAAAAAUACGAAAUUAAAGAUGAUUUUGAUUCUGACAGUGAAAUCAAAGAAAUAGAAAGCAGAUUAUUUCAAAGUAGAAAUAAAACUCAAGGAGAACUCUCAAAUCAAAGAAAUUACGACAGUAUUGACUACAACAACGAACAAAUUGAAGUUAAAGAUAUAAAACCCAAGAGACCAUAUCUUAAACGAGGAGAGGGCAUAAAGGCACGAUAUAAAAUCUCACCUGAAUCAUUGAGACUAAAUAAUUUACCCCGAUAUAAGUAUGCCGAUGCACAUUCCAAAAUUAAAAAUAUACAAAGACGCAAGUUAGCUCCUAGAGUGAAACCAUCCCAAAAAAAUUCAAUGAUAGAAACUAAUAAAAGGGAUUCUAUUGAUGAAAUAAAACAUGAUCUUAAUGAGAAGCAAUUUCAUAAAAUGUUGGCCAAUGCAAAUCCUCCUAAUAGUUCUACACCAGAUACAAGGCCUCUCAAAGCAGAUCCAUCUUCAAUUUCUAUAACUCUACCCAAUGUUCGGCUAGGUGAAACUGAAAUUAAAGAAACAAAAUCCUGUGAAGAUUUUGAAGAAAAUGUAGCGGAACAUCAAGUUGAACCAUAUGUCGCAAUUACUUGGUCAAAAGUUCUCAAUCCACAACAUUUGAAACCCGUACCUAUACACGAAAUACGGCAAAAUUUAUCUAACUCUGGGAGAAAUGAUUGUUAUGAUGAUGAAAAUCUCAGUAUCUUUGAACUUCUUGAGCGGCAAGCUGACCAAGGAGCUAUAGAUAUGAACUCCAGUUGUGUAAGAAAAUUCCUAAACAAUAAAAUGAAUAAUGAUAAAAAUGAAGUAAAUGAUAGUAAAAUGCCUAUAAAUAGUCGAUAUGCGGAUUGUCGCUUGCGACCUACUGUCGAAGAGGUGUUAAGAAGCGAUUCUGACGACGAAAAUAGUUUUUCUGAUGCCACUGACGAUAGAGACCAGAGAUGUCAAACACCUGGUAUUUUAACUUACCUAAGUGCGGAAUCUAGAAACGAGUCCACAUUACAUGCCGACAAGGUGAAUUUACAUGUCCGUUUUUCUGAAGAAAAUACAUCUUGUAAAUAUGAAAAUGGCGAAGAUAUAAUUUCCAACAAUUCAAUAUUAGAUGAAGAAACGUCCUCAAAUAAAAGUUCAUAUUUAUUUCAUCAAUUCAAGGAUGCCCUCUUUAGCGCACUGCUAGGCAAAGAUGCUGGCGACGACAAAACAACAGAUCAAAAUAUGUUGAUAUCCUCGCCACCAUCUGCGUUAACGCAGGAGCUACAAGAGAAGAGCAACAUAAUUAAAUUACGUCUAGAAGAGCUGGAAAAGGAAAUAGCUUCCUUCCGGAACAAUAACAUUGAAUUGUUGCGAGCCAAACAGGAAUAUGAAAUGGAAAAAGCUCAUUUCAGUCAAGAACGCAAUGAAGCGUUGGAUCGUUUAAAAGACGAUAAGAUUCAAAUGGAAAUGUACCUUCAUGAUGAAAGAAUGAAAAUUGAAGAAGAGAGGCGUAAAUUUGAACAUCAAAUGCGUGUACAAAAACAAGUUAUAACCAACAAAGAACGAAAGGAAAUUGCACGACUCAAAGAUGAAUUAGAAACGCUCCAAAGUCAAUUGAAACAAAAGGAGCAAUUACAUGCAUCUGCGCAGGCGCGUUUGCGUGUGCAAAUAAGAAACAUGGAGCGCGAUCAAAAGCAACUAUAUGAAGACAUUGAACGAUUAACUAAGGAAAAUAAGCGAUUACAAAAUGAGAAACAGAAACUCGAAAGGGAAGGUAACAAUAAAAUGCUUAUGGAAAUCAAUAGAAACAUAGCAAAAUUAGCGCCAAAAGUGACCAAUGUAAACACAUGCAAUGCAAGCUCUGAAUAUUUCGAAUUAAAUAAUCGAUCUGGCUUUAAGAACUCGAAGGCAUUACACUAUUCAUCUACACAAAAAUCAAAUGGAAAAAGUCAUCGUAUAAUGAAAGCUCCACCUAAUACACGAAAUACUAGCAGAACAGAUUUAAAAAACGAUUCAGAAAAUUCAUGUGCUUUGUAUAAAUUGGAUAUUGAUGACCGGUGUAACGACUCUGAAGGGGAUUUAGCAGAUGAUGAUGAUGACGAUAUUAUUUCCGAAUUGAGAGAGACCCAGAAUUGUAGAAAUGUAAAAUCUGUUGAAAGUACAAGUCAUUCCAAUACCUCGAAAGAUACUGUAAUUUGCAAAAGCGAUCUUAACAAAGAAACGGACAGGCCUAAUGUAAAAACGCAUAGCGUCGAUAUAGCAACGGCAGCGAACAGAAAAAGGAUUAGUAAAUGCGCUGUAGAGCCUGAAGAAAAUUAUCGACGUGAAAUUAUUAAUCCAGAUGGAAGUAAAGACAUUUUAUAUCCCAAUGGCAACUUAAAAAAAAUCUCAUCGGAUGGCAUGAACAUCCGUAUGUUAUACUUCAACAAGGAUAUUAAAGAGACUAAUGUCAAUGAGGGGACUGUUAAAUAUUACUAUGCUGAAACAAAUACCUGGCAUACGACGUACCUAGAUGGCUUGGAAAUUCUAGAAUUUCCCAAUGGUCAAACCGAACAUCGUUAUAAGAACGGAGUUAUAGAAAUUCAUUUGCCCGACAAUUCUGUGAAAAUUACAAAUCCCGCUGAGAGAGACAAACUAGAAGAAUGGCGUUUUGCCGAUGGCACAAAUUUGAUACAAAUGCGAAACGGUGAUAAAGUUUUGAUGUUACCAAAUGGUCAAAAAGAGAUACAUACCAAACUUAACAAGAGACGUGAAUAUCCGGAUGGCACAGUCAAACUCGUUUAUCCCGACGGAAGUCAGGAGACGCGAUACUCAAAUGGACGGGUUCGGUUAAAAGACAAAGACGGCAACUUGGUCAUGGAUACUGAACGAAUUUAAAUGAAUGUAUUGUGUAUAACUAUUUUACAAAAUAUUCUGUGUCAACUGUAAAUUAAAAUGUAAAAAAACAAUAUAAAA